UACACUCUGGCACUUUUCCAAAGUCAGUGAGCAAUCUGACAUGAAUUCUGGAUGCUGCUGAUGUAUGUAGUGCCAUUCCAGGUUUCUUACAAAGUAAUCAAGUGGAAUCUAAUAGCCAUCCAGGAGUGAAGAGGAAUCUUUUUUUUUUUUUUUAAUAACAUUAGUAAGAAGAAUACGCUUAUAUCAGGUAUAUUGUUUUGCUUACUUCCCAGGAUUUGAAGAAUGAAGACUUUUGUAAAUCUGUUUCUGGGACUUUUUAUACUUCAAACAGCCUUAGCUGCUCCCACAAUUGAGACCAUAAACUAUGACACGGAUACAUAUGAGGAUGUACUGGAUAGUCUUUAUGACUAUGACGAAAAUCCUAUUGUUGAUCAAGGAAAGAUAGAGAUUGGGACUGUAUUACCAGUUGUGAACAGGCCGAUCCUUUCACCAGAACAGGUUCCAGAAGAAACAGAAGAGGCAGAAGAAUCAACUCCAAAAUUAAUUGAUGGUUCUUCACCACAGGGACCCUUGACUCCUGGAGUCCAAGGUCCAGACACAAGUGGAGCCAUUUCACCAACGUGUAUUCUGUGUGCUUGCCUCAUUACAACCGUUUACUGCGAUGACCACAAUCUUGAUACCAUCCCUCCUCUUCCCAAAGAAACCACUCAUGUCUACUUGCGUUUCAACAGAAUUAGCAAAAUAAGCAAACAUGACUUUAAUCAUCUAACUAAAUUAAAGAAGAUUGACUUGACGUCGAACAUCAUAUCUGAGAUCGAUGAAGAUGCCUUUAGGAAUCUGCCUCAACUGUCUGAGCUCAUACUCCGAGAUAAUAACAUAAGGCAACUUCCAGAGCUUCCCAAUACCAUGAACUUCAUUGAUGUCAGCAACAACAGACUUGGUUCUAAAGGAAUAAAGCAAGAGGCAUUCAAGGACAUGACAGAUCUUCACAUUUUGUAUUUAACCAAUAACCAUCUGAAUCACAUCCCUAUUCCUCUUCCUGACAAUCUGCAGUCUCUUCACCUGCAAGAUAACAAUAUCCAGGAAAUGCAUGAGGAUACAUUCUGCAAAAUGAAGGACUGGACAUAUGCUCGCAGGACUCUGGAAGACAUUAGGCUUGAUGGCAACCCCAUCAACCUGAGCAGAACACCCCAAGCUUUCAUGUGUCUGCCUCGUAUACCAAUAGGCAGACUUGUCUAGACUGGAGGAACACCAAAUAUACAGCUAUACAAACUCACUACUAAGUCACUGACAUGACAGUCUAAAGCAUAUAGGAUAAUGCAAUGUCAAAUGAAACAUGAAAAAUAAGCUGUUUAUAAAUUGAUACUAUUCAGAUUAACUAGAAAUCAAGAUGGAAUGAGGAAAGAAAAUGAAAAUCUAAUGUCAAAUAUUAAAUACUAUAAAAAAAUUAAAAAAAGGAAAAUAGUAUGCAUAAUACUGUACAUUAUGUACUUAAAGCAUUAAUGUGAUGUCUUCAGAUUGCUGAAAAGACCUCAUUUGUUAACAUUGUGUACUACCUACAUUUUACUAAUCUGAUUGUGUAACUCAUUAAACAUGGAUAACUGGAUUUACUAAGGCAACAUACGAAAAAAAGGACUUAGUAAAUAUAAUGUAUAGAAUUAAUUAUUUUUCUACAUGCAAAUAGAAUUCAUUUUCCUAUAAACCUAAAUUUUGGUAUUAUUUUAAACUGAGUCCAUUUUCUAAUUGUCACAGAAAAUCACCAAACCUUUCUUUAUGUGUAUCUUGUGUGACAUAAACUGUAAUUUUCCAAAAAAAAAUAAAAACCCCCACAAAUCUCAUCAAUUUGAUUAAAGUUCUUCACCGGA
Xenopus laevis (African clawed frog) is the source of this 1805-nucleotide messenger RNA. It is a transcript of the gene epyc.S, whose product is annotated as epiphycan S homeolog. Gene Ontology annotation, cellular component: gel phase of interstitial matrix; extracellular matrix. The transcript has 6 exons. Bases 223 to 1179 code for a protein of 318 amino acids. The record is from RefSeq and is a predicted model, not a curated record. NCBI's taxonomy places the organism in Eukaryota, Metazoa, Chordata, Amphibia, Anura, Pipidae. Gene Ontology annotation, biological process: bone development; articular cartilage development.